AUGGGAAAUGGCUUGAUGUGGGAGUUCCGAGUUUACGAAACCUUUCGUCUAUUGAUCGGCGUCGACGGUGCCUUUGGUUUUUCGUUCAACUCCGCUGUCUUCUCUUCUCUGUCGGCGCAUCAAUACUCAGUUUUGACCGUUGCGGCGGAUUAUGCGUCUAAUGCGAAUUGGACGGCCAAUGAGAGCUCCGUUUCACCACUCGAGAGGGGCCGCAUAGCGAAAAUACAGCAAGGCUAUGCUUAUUACCAGAGAUUGGAAAGAGACAUGUGCGUCAGUGAAUAUGGAAAGCAAUAUCUCACGUCUCGACGCAAUGUCAUUCUUGUCGCAACGGAGACUGAUGCAGACUCUAAAAUGAUCCUGGAUUAUCAAUAUGUCACGCCAAAAUGGGACCCCUGGAAUAUGAAAGAUUCUUUCAACUGGAUUUGCGGUAAUGUCGAUGCACCUCAUUGUGAUAUCAACGCUGUGCUGGGUUCAUCAAACUGGACAGUGGCUGGAAAUACACCUGUGGAUUACUGUCUGGGCGAGGUUGUGCCAGAACAAUGUCGGAUCUACUUUAGCUCUGCUGUGAUGAUUGGAGUCAUCAUUGCAAACUUCGCCAAGUUCAUAUCUUUAUGGGUUGCGGCGUUGAAGUAUACCAAACCGACGUUAGUCACUAUGGGCGAUGCCAUCACAUCCUUUUUGAAAUCCCCUGAUCCCUGGACGCUGGGAAUGUGCUUUGUUCAGAAGGAAGAUCUAAGAGCUUCCUCUGAGCCCCACGCAUUACAGUCCCCACGUGCGUGGGCUCCAAAGAAGCGUUUUUGGUUUCAGACAGUCGGUGGUUUGUAUCUGCUGCUGUUCGCUUUGUUCGCGGUUGGCAGCAUCACUAGCUGUGCCGUUCUGCUCUGGCGGGCAGUUCACGAGCUGGACAAGCGAGGAUCUCCAACGGACAUAACCUCCCUGUGGAAGAUGGGUUUCGGGACGGUCAACGCCUUCUCACUCAUCGCUCCGGAGGUCGACUAUGGAAAGCUACCCUUUGCUUUCAAAUCGACGAUCGGAGCCAUUGUUCUUGUCAACAUGCCCCAGCUUAUUUUGUCACUGUCCUAUUUGGUGAUCAACAGAAACAUGACCGCCAUGCUCACUGCUAGGGAACUGAGUACUUUUGCCUCCAAGAGAAAACCGCUACGAGUCACCUCGCCCGCAGGCGAGCAGCGGUCGACGUACUUUCUUCAACUACCCUAUCGAUACGCCAUUCCAUUAGUGUUUGUAUCCACGGUGCUGCACUGGCUGGUAUCCCAGAGCUUUUUCAUCGCGAAGAUUGUGGCACUCGAAGACGGCAAGGAGAAUGCGGAUAAUAGCACAGCGGUCUUUGGGUAUUCUGCUAUUGCGUUGGUGUUUGUAUUGGUGGCGGCAUGUGUCUUGGUUGUUGGAGUAUGUUCCAUAGGAGCGAGAACGUCCGGCUCUGGCACCCUUUUGGCAGGGGUUUGUAGUCUGGUGAUUAGUGCAAGGUGUCAUCCUUUACCUGAAGAAGGGGAUAUUUCUGCGAAGCCACUCCAAUGGGGUGUUGUUAAACAGUGA
Molecule: messenger RNA, 1554 nt
Organism: Uncinocarpus reesii 1704
Lineage: Eukaryota; Fungi; Ascomycota; Eurotiomycetes; Onygenales; Onygenaceae
Exons: 4
Coding region: 1-1554 (517 amino acids)
Source: RefSeq, a predicted model, not a curated record